Molecule: messenger RNA, 9391 nt
Organism: Mercenaria mercenaria
Lineage: Eukaryota; Metazoa; Mollusca; Bivalvia; Venerida; Veneridae
Product: aquaporin AQPAe.a-like
Exons: 6
Coding region: 607-1536 (309 amino acids)
Biological process (GO): transmembrane transport
Cellular component (GO): plasma membrane
Molecular function (GO): water channel activity
Source: RefSeq, a predicted model, not a curated record
UGUGCGUCGUAGAAUAUUAUUAUGUUUUAGAAAACAUUGACAAGCUAACACUGUUUAAAUGGAAUACUUGCAUGCAGGUAUCUCAAUUUCAUUAGUCCAUGCAGUUGAUAAAUUGUAAUAUACACCUUUGACAACUGAUAAUCUUAACUUGAUUAACUAUGCAUAAUACCAGGCAAUGAUGAUUUAUGAUCAAAUAGUAUCUGUUGAGAAUAACUAAAGAGACGUGCGUAUAGUUAUUCAAUAUUUCCGUUUCCUAUGGAUGCUGAUUUGGAUUUUACUUUCUAAAUCUAAAAGCUUCAGUUAAAUAUCAGAUCUUAAUUGAACCAGAUUUAUUAUCAUACGAGAUUUUAAUGGCAAUAUACCACAUGAUACUCACUGUUGUAAACAUCAAGAGCCACUGGGAAAGUGUAUUGGUAAAUAAACAGUGAAACAUUGUCACACGUAAAGUAUAGGACUGUAAAUUCUCCAAUGUUGGUACUUUAAAACGUUACAGUACCGAUGUAGAAAUGUGAUUGAUGUAAAGUGAAAAUAAUUUUAAUGAAGAAUCAGAACUUUUAAAUUCGAUUUGUUUUGAUAGACGAGACUUAGAUAUAACAUAUAAAACAAAUGGAAGGAUACUUUUUGCACAUUGCUAACAAUCUUGAGAGAAUCCGCCUGACCGACAAUAAUGCCCGAAUGCCCAACACCUUAAGAGAAAAGAUAGUUCAAGAAUUUAAAUCAUGGGAAUUAUGGCGAGCUUUGCUGUCAGAAUUUAUUGCAACCUUUUUGUUUGUGUUUAUUGGGACAAUGUCGGCCGUCGGUAUUGUGCCAGUUGUGGACGAUUGGGCUAAAAUAGUCAGGAUAGCGUUUACCUUUGGCUUGAUGAUAGCUGUCUGUAUCCAAAUGUUUGGUCACGUGUCUGGAGGUCACAUGAAUCCGGCUGUUUCCUUAGCGAUGGCGGUUGCCAUGGAGAUAACACCUUCCCGUGCUGUCCUGUACAUAGUUGCUCAGUGUGUUGGCGGUAUUUUGGGCUCUCUGCUAUUAAAAGGGGUGACUCCAUCAGCGUUACACGGUAAUCUUGGCUUGACAUCGGUGAACAGCGAACUUACAGAGGGUCAAGGUUUUAUGUGCGAGUUUGUAUUUACCUUCAUCCUUGUAAUGUCAAUAUUUGGUACAACAGAUUCCAACAGAGCCCUACUUGGGAGCCCCGCCCUUGGUAUUGGGCUCACAGUGGGCGUUGUGCAUUUAGCAGCAAUUCCGUUUACUGGAGCAAGCAUGAACCCAGCUCGUUCACUGGCUUCGUCUGCGAUUUCGACUGCUGAUGAUUCAUUCGAUAAACACUGGGUAUACUGGGUAGGACCAUUACUUGGAGGAGUUAUAGCAGCCGUUGUUUACAAGUAUUUGUUUAGCCCAUACAGAGGAAAAAUGACUGUAGCCGAAGCCACAAACAAAAUGAUGGAAUCACAUGACAUGAUUGUUAUUCCACGAACUUACUUCAAGGACGACAAAAGCAUGAACACUGGCAAUGAUGAAAAGUCACUACAAGUUCACCUGUAAUACAUAAACCCUGCACAAGUGCAUUCGUGGCUGAGGGCACAACUCACUAAUAAUGUAUAUGUUGUUUAAAGUGCUUUUAGCAUCAUUUGUGUUGGAAAACAUAAUUGAGCCGCACCAUGAGAAAACCAACAUAGUGCGUUUGCGACCAACAUCCACGCAGUCUGGUCAGGAUCCAUGCUGUUCGCUAAAGGUCUCUCUAAUUGCAAUAGGCUUUGAAAGCGAACAGCAUGGAUCCUGACCAGACUGCGCGGAUGCGCAGGCUGGUCUUGAUCUAUGCUGGUCGCAAACGUACUAUGUUGGUUUCUCAUGACGCGGCUUAUAUGUAGACGUUUUGCAUAUUUGUGCCUUUCGUCAAUCUAUAAAUAACCUUGCACUGUAAUAAUUCGCAAACGUAAAAGAAAAUAUACUCGGUAGCUUUUUAUCAGAAAAAGCCUGUAGAUAGCAUGUUAAAACAAAGUAAGCGCGUGUGUAUCUAUACACCUCGAUGUCCUGCAAUUCCUAUACUACUGAUGUAUCUACAAAGCUAUAUUUUUUCUCAGUAUCAGAUUUUUGGGGUUAUUAUUAGACGUUUUCCUUUUUCACUUUAAAGAAAAAAACAUAUUAUUUUACGUCGACAAAAGAAAAUAUUACUCUAGUUAAAGUACUUAACCUUGUACCGGACUGAUUGUAUUAUAUGUUUACAUUGUUAUUUUAUCCCCAUAUUGUAGUUUAAAUACAUGGGUAAAGAAAAUGUUGUUGUUGUUGUAAAAUAUCGAUAUAUCGAUACAUUUGUAUAAAAUGAGUAAAGUUAUAUACAUAUGUUGCUUUGUCUAUUUUUCUAUUGUAUUCAAAUUUGGUCACACAAACAUUCACACUACGGGGAAUCACAUGAUCAAAAUAAUCUCUAAACCAAAAUAAAUAUAUGAAUAAUAUGGGAUAAUUAUGAUACAGCUUUUGCUGUAAAUCUAAAAUACAGCCUAUCAUAUGGCAACACAUAUGUAUCAUAACACUACAUAUAUUUCAAUCACAAUCACCUUCUGACUAUCUGGACCACUUCAAGAAACUGAUACUUCUUAUUUUCCUUAGUGUUUGUAAUUACAGGAUAUCUAUCAUUAUUGUCAACAACAUGAUAAUUUAACAAUUUUCAUUAGUCAUAUGACAGGCUAUGUUUAAAUUUCGUAUCUCAUCAUGAUAAGAAAUUUAUUCAUUUUCUUCAAAAUGUAACUUUGGUUUGAGAUUAUUUGGAUCAUGUGAUUCCCCACAGUGAUUCACAUCAUUUCCUACUCGGCAGGUGUUAUCAUACGAACGUGUGUUUAUAUCAUCAAUAUGCUAAUGACCGGAUCCAUUAAAUUUGUAUUGUUUACCGCUAAAUAAAGCAAAUGACUGAAUUCUAACAAGAUUGGUUUAUUUCAUUUGCAUAACAUUGAUAACGAAACGUUUUAAGCUCAGGGGCGAUGUAGAGUCACGAUAGAUGUUUUGCUAAAUUGUUUGUUUAUUGAGUAUUCAUGUACUUUAGUCCAUGAUUUCGAGGUCAGCGAUGUUAUUUUUUUUUUGUACUUUUAAGAAUGAAAGGUCCGUUAUUUAGGUAGAGUUAUUCAGUACGACAGAGAUUCUUACCUAAAUAAGGCAAGGCAAAUCAUGCUGAUUUCCCUAAUCAGCAGACAAGAAUAUAAAUAAUUAAUAGACUAGUGUAGUUUGCAGUACUUUCUCUUUAAAACUCUUGUUUUUCGCAUAAUAUUUAUUUUUUUAUUUCGUUAAAUAGAUUAAAAAAUGAAGCUUCACUCAUUUGAUAGUAUCUACGUCAUUAUCUUGUGAUAUUUUGGAUUGGUGAUAUAGAUUUAGAAGUUUACCAUGGUGAUUUGUUAAACGUUUCGAAUUCUCGUAUAAUGACUUGUACACAUUUUAUUUCUUCCAGUUGUUUUAACUAUUAAGAAUGGUGGCUUUAUCUUAAACAUAUAUUAGAUAUAAGUAUUAGAUAUAAUUAGUUGCUUUAAUAACUUUUACUUUAAAGGCUUUUUUCUCCUUUUUACGCUUUCCAGUAGCCUUUAUUACAUAGCUAUAAAAAUAGUCCCGUAUUUUGUCUCAACGGCUUUUAUUUAAGAAAUAAUAAGUUCCCAAACGUGGUUUAUCGUAGAAAACCCGAGUUUUGAGUUCUGAGUGAUAUAUUGUUUCGCAUAAGAACGAAAAACUCGGGUUAUUCUAUGAUAAAUCACACUUGGGAACUUAUUAUUUCGAUUCUAACACGACAUACUAGUAUCAACAGUGUUAGAAAAAAAUAGUAACUACUUUUUACGACCGCGCUACGCACCUGGAUCGGAUGAUGUCAUUGCACGCGAGUGGUAUAUUGCAGAAUAACCCGAGAUAGAUUUUGCUCUACAUGUAUGUAGGUUAUUUGCUGGUCGUGUUAGAAUUAUAAUUAAGUUCUGCGUAUAGUGUUAGGGAGCGAGACGAGUAUUUUGCAAUUAGCUCAGUCUCAUCGAGGUUGCUGUUAUUGUAGUGUCUGGUCGUAUUGUACGUUCUUACAUAUUUUCUUUUCAUGUCUAGUAUGUUGGUGUUAGUGAACAUUACACUAUGAUGACUAAUGAUUUUUGUUUUUAUAUCAUAUGUUAUAUGAAAUGAUAUAUUUGUUGCUUUUCCCUACUGGUUGAAAACCGUAUUAGAACUACUAGUCUGCUGUAGCUUUGUCGUGUGUCCGUUUGCUCAUCAGUUUUCAAAUAUAUAUGAAAAGAUAAUAUGUGCCUAAGAUCAAAGCACCGCGUGGCUUAAAUGCCAGUGACGUAACAGAAAAUCAAAGAAAUUUUGAUGAUUUUUGUGCCUGGUUUAUACCUGAUUUUAUGGUAUAGAAAACGUGUCUGACUCCAACUGCUAGUUGUGUGUCACAAAUGAAAUUCAAAAGUAUUAGAAUCAAAAUGUAUUUUAUGUUGUUUUUUUUUCGUAUAACUUGCUUUCUUUUCACGACACAAAUUAGUUUACUAUUAUAGAUCUAUUUUUUUUUCGUAAUCACCGUGUCCAGCGUAUACGUUGCAUUUACGGCGAGUACGCUACAUACAUGGUAUAUUGUACGCUCCAUUACCGGCAUUUCCUGUUGAUUUUGUCAACAUCCUAUGUGGUGCGGUAAGAAAAACUACUCAUUUUCAUCGAAAUUCAACAUAUUCAAAGAAGCGAUAUAUUCAGUACGAGCUGCAGAUCAUUCAACCUCCCCAUGGUAAUGUGAUUUUGGUCAGUCAUUCUCUAGUUUCAUCAAACAUUCGAGUAAACUGACGUGUGAAGUCGGUUUCGAACUCGGACGUUCACUUCCAGGUUCAUUUUCUGUCUCUUAAAAUCAUUCUGUUGAUUUUUCAUCUGUUUAACGCAAGAACAGUAUAACAAGUUACAAAUAAAAAUAUAUAUCAUGGCGUAAAUUCAUGUUUUAGGGGAGCUUUAUGCCAAAAUUAGUGAUGUACGCCCCAUAAAACAACACGUCUACAGAAGUACGCCACAUAAAAAGGCCGUUAUAUUUAUAGCAACUGAUUACGUAUGUCUUCACUUGCAUCUAUUCUUUCAUUUUAAUUACACUUUUUAACAAUUAUAAACGGUUUUGGAAUUGCAUAAUGUAAUAACAGUAAUAUUGAUUAUUCGAAAGAUAAAAUAAACAUGCUUGUUUUGUAUAAACAAUCCGGUAUAGAAUUGCCCAUUAAAGUUUUUACUUGGGAAUCAUGAACAUUCCAUAAAUUUUCGUAAAGUAAUCUUCGGUGUCGGAACCUAAAACGAAUUAAAAACUGAAAAUGUAUUUCACAAGUAACAUAAUGUCGUAUUUUCAGGUAGAGUGCGGACAAAACGAAUACUGCUAGUGUGAACAUGGCCUGUAACUUCACAUCAUGCCCCGCGUCUGGGGUAGGUUGUGACAGUAUGCGGGGUACACUGUGCGGGGUACACCCUUACCUUUCAGUAUGGUAUAGCAGUAUGAAAGUACAUGGCAUUUAACCUUAGUGAAAUGCUGAAUUUCAUAAUAUAUCUUAUGUUGAUAUAUCUACAUGAUAACGAACUGUCAGAACACAAAUGUGUAAUACGUCAAAAAUUACUUAUAGCGGUCAAAACCGGUAUUUCAAACACAGUUUCGUUGUCCUUUUGUUAACAAUGCUUGUGCUUUCCAAGAAGAGUAUUUGAAAAAAUGGCGUUUUUAAGAUUUUUGCAAAUGACGACUAAGCUCUUCAAUAAAUAUUAUAAGUCACGUGUGACACAACCAACCCGUGGUUCAACAGCGUUCUCCCCUACUUAUCUGAUCAAACUAAUAAUCAUCAUUUCUUGUUCAUUUCCUGAAUGUAAAACAUUUGUUUCCAAGAUAACAGUGGAAGAAAUUGUCGAUUUUUCUUUUAAAGUAUCUAAGAAGAAAGAAAGACAUAUUUCCUGUUGUAAGUGAUUCCAGAAAGUAAAAAUGAGCCUCGCUAUGAGAAAACCAACAUAUUGGCUUUCAGCAUGGAUUCAGAACAGCUUGCAUAUCCGCGCAGUCUGGUCAGAAUCCAUGCUGUUCGCUUUCAAAGCCUAUUGCAAUUAGAGAAACCAUAAGCGAAUAGCAUGGAUCCUGACCAGAAUGCGCGCAUGCGCAGGCUGUCUGUAUGUCGCAAAGCCACUGCAUGUUUGUUUUCUGAUGUUGCGGCUCAAAUCUACAAAUGAAAAUUAAAAUUCGUAAAAUAUGUUACAUGCACGUGAAAUAAUAUAAGAAUAAAAUCAAUGCCAAUAGCAUUGCGUAACCACUACGCCAUCGUGUAAUGAGUUUUCUACAUAUGUAAUUAUUUUCAGGAUACGAUUCUUUCGUAAGCUAACGUAAACGCCCGAAAAUAUUGGCGAAGAUUAAUGAGUGCCAGGUAAAUGCUUAUGGACAACUGACUGAAUAUUAUUAUACAUGAUAUCUAAUAGUGAAUGUAACUCUACAAACACAGCUAUUUCAUAUAUUUAGUCAAGUUUAUUUGAUAACAUUCGGCAUUAAAAUUAAUAUUUUAAAGAGACUUUUUUGCUAGGAAUUUAUCAUAGUACGCAGAGGUGGGGUUUAGUUAUCCUCCCCGGAAAUUCCUUACAAUAAUGAUAGUAACUGUUGCAUUUUAGAUAAAGAUAACGGCCUUUUUAUGUGGCGUACUUCUGUAGACGCGCCGUUUUAUAGGGCGUACAUCGCUAAUUUUGGCAUAAAGCUCCCUUUAAACAUGAAUUUACGCCAUGAUAUAUAUUUCAAAUUGUAGCUUGUGAUACUAUUCUCGCGGUAAACCAAUGAAAAGUCAACAGAAUGAUUUUAAGAGACAGAAAAUGAACCCGAAAGUGAACAUCCGAGUUCAAAACCGACUUCACACGUCGGUUUACUCGAAUGUUUGAAGAAACUAGAGAAUUACUGACCAAAAUCACAUUACCAUGGGGAGCUUGAAUGAUCUGCAGCUCGUACUGAAUAUAUCGCUUCUUUGAACAUGGGCGUAGGAGCGAGUUUAACUUUGGGGGGGCCAAACCUUUUUGACCGGCGGGUGGGGGUGGGGGGGUGGGCGGCAAGGUAUCCCCGGUACAUUAUUCAUGACAAGGCCUCAAAGCCUUGUACAGGGGCCAAAUGGGCCAUAGGCUCCCUCAAGCCUCUAUGUUUAAGCAAUCAUUGAGUUAUUCUGAUGAUAUACAUACGCCUAGGCACUGAACUGUCUUAAUCAGUCAUAUUAUCUAUUGCUCUAAUUAAGUGUGCCAUUUUUUUACAUUCUUCUGUUGAAGCCCUGGACAUACAAUCAAUUAGCGCAUUUGUCUAAUUGUGAUAUAAAGUUGUGGAAAUAUCAUUUCCCUUGAAUGGACAAUGAAAACCAAAAAAUUACAUAACGUUUACAUGGGUAAACAGGCUUAAUAGUUAGGCCUACAUAGAUUUUGCAGACGUUCAGUACUCACACUACGGAAAAAGACAAAUCAGAAUACAUACAACAAGGGAAGGCCAAAUGCAAAUCAGAAACCGGGUUGAAAAGAAUUAUAUGAUGCUAAGUAAAUGUUAUAUUAGACUACAAGUUAUAUCUCUUUUCCAAAAUAUUGGGGGGGGGGGGGGGGCAAACUAUAGUUUGCCCCCCCCCCUCUCCUAGCUUUGGGGGGGGGGGGCCUGGCAUACAUAAACAAAGUAAAACAUAUAGACAUCAACAACAAUAACAAAUACUUUUAUCGUACAUCAUCAUUCACAUGGCUUUGGCAACGAACAUUACAAACAAAAUAAACAUUUGUCAUAGACAACGUGGUCACAUACUCCUAAGCAUUAUGUAUUUAAUAUAAGCAUUUAUAUGUAUAAAUAGGCAUCAUGAUCUUUAAAAAAAAGGUUUACUAUACAAUUUAAUGUUAAACAGAAUCAAGUUUUAUUCUAAUAACCUAUGCAAAUUUACAUGUUUACAUAUAUAUAACUAUAUACUAGAACAUUCAGGAUGUAUGGAUAUCAAACAUGUUCGAAACGAAAUGACAUGUGAACAUGCAUAUAAUAGCAAUAUUUCUUGCUGUUGUCUAUCUUGUGCGAAAGUAAAAUACAAGAUAGACGCGCAGAUAUAUACCUGUCAUAACUAGAACGUUGUGAACGUAUUACCAGAACAGAAGAACAUAAGAUUUAUUACUUAUUCAUAUGUAUUAUUUCUAAGCUUAUAUGCAGCUUUCAAAGUUUUUCCAAACUUGACAAUGAUUCUCUGAUCAAGGACAAACAAAUGAAAGAACACAGUCUGGUCUGACUGAGAACGGUCAGUGGCAGAACAUCAAUAGCGAAUUAGAAUCGAUUACUGAUGCGCAUCUAGCCUCACCCUUACCCCUAGCACUUUUUAAAGCUGCAAUGCAGUGUAAAAAGUUUAUGCCCGCCAACUGAAUCCCUCAAAUACAAUCUGUAAAACAGAGAAAUGAAUCGAUACAAUUAUAAAAAUGCAAAACUGAACCAUAUACGCAUGCACUCAGUGCCUAUGUAGAAUGCUUUGCAAAAGAAAAACGUAUGAGAGGCCCGAAGAAACAAUGCAGAAGACAAAUAUCCAAAGAUUUCAGUCCCAUUGAACUUUGAAAAAUGCCAGUUACGGGAUCAUAUGACACAAUCAAAAAGGAAAGUGUAGCGUUCGAUUGUAAAAGGGCUUAUCACCAUACAUUUUACAGUAGCAUUUGUUACUUCCUUUUCUUGCCUUAGUCAUAUUAAUGUUAUACAUGUAUCAGAACUUCUAUGGCUUGCUGCAUAAACAGAAUUUUAAAAAAUCAGAAUAAAUAAACAGUGUCACGUACAGGACAAAGACACAGUAUCAUUACAUAACUUGAAACUUCUCUGCGAUGUGGUCUUUUCUUCUUUUUCAUAUUUGUGUUGUGUUUACUUGUAAAACGAUCAAUGCGAGCUAAUGCUCUUAAUGAAAUUUAUUGAUGUAAUGUUUUAAAGGAAAAAUAUACAUAAUACUGAGCCGCACCGUGAGAAAACCAACAUAGUUCAUUUGCGACUAGCAUGGAUCCAGACCAACCUGCACAUCCACGCAGUCUGGCCAGGAUGCUGUUCGCUUUCAAACCCUAUUGCAAUUAUAGAAACCGUUACCUGACCAGACUGGACGGAUGCGCAGGUUAGACUGGAUCCAUGCUGGUCGCAAACGCCACUAUGUCGGUUUUCUCACGGUACGGCUCAUAUGUCGUUGAAUGUUUUGCGUUAUGUUCAUACAAUGAAAAAGUGAUCUGAAGAGAAAACACUUCUUAAGAACAUAUUACAAAUUGUGUAAAGGUAUGAUAUAUGAUUUCUAAAAGUAUAACUCAUUGUUAUGCAGAGAAUAUUAUUCCAGUCUUGACUGUAAAGCAUGUUGUUAAUUCACUUGCAUAUAUACAUAGCAACAAUAUAGUGUAUAAAUUCUUGAUAUAGAAUAUUAAUUCUUGUUAAGAAGUAAAACUUAUUAAACAA